Cetraspora pellucida is the source of this 243-nucleotide messenger RNA. The record is from the annotation of a GenBank genome assembly. NCBI's taxonomy places the organism in Eukaryota, Fungi, Glomeromycota, Glomeromycetes, Diversisporales, Gigasporaceae.
CCCGCUCAAACCAAAAUUGAUCUUUUUGCAAGAUCUGGUUCUUAUCCAUAUACUAAAGCAAAGAAUGAUAAGCUGACCAAAGCUCUUACAGGUUAUCUUGGAGUUACCUGCUCAUGGCUAGAUUCUGAUUUCAAAAUCCACGAAGUAUUACUUUCCCUUACAUUUGUCAGAUACCCUCACACUGCCAAUGUUAUCCAAGAAAAAUUAGAAGAAGUAAUUGAAAACUGGGGUCUUACCAGAAAG